This is a messenger RNA of Electrophorus electricus (electric eel), 6734 nucleotides long. It is a transcript of the gene dselb, whose product is annotated as dermatan sulfate epimerase like b. Gene Ontology annotation, molecular function: chondroitin-glucuronate 5-epimerase activity; sulfotransferase activity. NCBI's taxonomy places the organism in Eukaryota, Metazoa, Chordata, Actinopteri, Gymnotiformes, Gymnotidae. The record is from RefSeq and is a predicted model, not a curated record.
CCACAAGCAUGCUUACCAGCAGUUUUUAAGCGAUUAGGCUGCAUCGAUAGCGUCUACUAAAACUAGCUGUUCUCUGUGAACAUUAAUGCAUUAAUCAUAUAUUUUAGAGGACCUUCCGUUUACAUCAUCAUCGGGCUGAAUCAUUCCUUGAAUACCUUGCUAGACUAACUUCCUAUGAACUUAUUGUCCUUCUCUUCAUUCGCCUACGGUGGACGACGGGUUUUCGGUGAUGUCUAAUGUCUAAUGGAUAUAAUAUAAGAACAGAGAAAAUGGUUUUAUUGCUCCGGGACACAGACGAAACCUUACUGAAUCCAGGCACCAGUUAUCCGACUGCGAUUACUGUGUGCCACGGAUAUGCUCCGGUUAGUUUGGUUUAUGCGUGUUCCCUCUCAGGCGAGAGGAACAACUCGGCUGUGGGUUUGUGUGAUUGGCUCGAACAGUGACUGGGGUUGACUGAUGUCCAGGGGAGAAUGUCUCGGGACGCGUUAAUCAAUAUUAGUUUAGCACUGUAAGAAAAUGAUUGCGUUUAUAUUUUUACUCUCAGCGUCACGAACGCAUCUUCAUGCAAAUCCUCGGCUGGCGGGCUACAGAUCGGACUCGUGAGCAUGAGCGGACGUUUGGAAUCCUGCGUUAGGUGUAUCUUAUUAUUUUGGUUUCCACGAGAGCGUCUUCAGAAACAGUUGUGGAGUACUAAUAUGGAUAAAAUUAAUUUAACCCUUUUUAAAAUAUUUGGAUGACCAACGUUUUCUUGGAGAUCUUUUCCACAUGUAAGUGAUAUAGACAAAUGUGUCAAAUCCUUAUUUCUAAUCUCUAAAAUUGGCUUUGGGAAGGCACAAUAAUUUGUUUUUGUGAAUAAUAGGCUAUUAUAAACUUAUAUGAACUCAACUGCUUAUAGUAUUGCUCACAAUAAAGACAUAUUUACAUUUAGUAAACUAAAAUGUAAUGUAAUAUGCUACCAACAACCUGUGAGCUGAAGAAACCAAAGAACAUACUGAGAACCACCUGCUUGAAAUGCAAAAAAGUGUGAAAAUUAAAACUAAGAACAAAAACAACAGAGAUGAAUUAAAAAUGAAUUAUAGCAUAAUACAAUGAAAACCAGUAUCUCUAAGAGAUACUUUUAACCUAGGGGCCAAGGCUUUUUGUGGCAUUUUUAAAAGAACUUUGAGAGGUGAAUAGAGUGGAAAUUUGAAGGAAAAAAAAAAUGUUUUGGAGGAUGGCUUGCAGAGAAGGUGCAUGGAGGUCCAUAGCAUGCUCUAUAUUUUUACUGACAUUGUUAGCAGUGGGAACUGCUUUCUCUGGUGUUUUUAAUGCUUCCGACAAGAAUAUUUUUAGUGAGUUUGGGCAGUUCCGACUUACAGAAAACCAGGCACCGCAGCUACAGAAACUUCAAGCCACUAAUUUUCACCCUAGCUUGUAUUUCAACCAAGUGGAUGUACAGCUCAUGAGACAGAGGUCCACUACAACCCACAGCCAGAUUUUCAAAGUUAUCCGUGCUGCUGUGCUGACCAUGCUCUCGAACGUUCCUCUCUACAUGCCGCCUGCAAAGCACGAUGAGUUUGCCAGCAAGUGGAAUGAGAUCUACGGUAACAACCUCCCACCUCUGGCUCUGUACUGUCUGCUCUGUCCUGAGGAUUCAGCCGCCUUGCAGUUCUUGAUUAAAUUCAUGGACCGCAUGGUGGAGUACCCGCACUGGAAAGUGACCAGCGCACUUAAUGAUGAGGUGCCAGUGGCUCACUCGCUUACUGGAUUUGCGACCGCUUUUGACUUUAUCUACACCUCCUUGGACCAGCAGCGCCGUGAUCUGUAUCUCAGCAGGAUCCGGCGGGAAACUGAAGAGCUGUAUGAGACAUCCAAAUAUCGCGGGUGGGGGAAACAAUUUCUUCAGAAUCACCAGGCAACUAACAUUUUAGCCAUCCUCACUGGUGCCAUAGUUGUAGGUGCACACGGUGACCCAGAGACUAUGAUAUGGAAACAAGUGUGUGUGAAUUAUAUGGAGAAGACCAUGUUUCUCCUGAAUCAUGUUGUGGAUGGAUCUUUAGAUGAGGGUGUGGCAUAUGGAAGCUACACUGCAAAGUCAGUCAUGCAGUAUGUGUUUCUGGCACAGCGCCACUUCAAAAUCGACAACACACAGAACAACUGGCUCCGCACACAUUUCUGGUUCUACUACUCCACAUUGCUUCCAGGUUUCCAAAGGACAGUGGGGAUAGGGGACUCUAAUUACAACUGGUUUUAUGGACCAGAGAGCCAGUUAGUUUUUUUAGACAGUUUUGUGAUGAGGAAUGGCACAGGGAACUGGCUAGCACAGCAGAUUAGGAAGCACAGACCUAAAGAUGGUCCAAUGGGUCAGUCCUCUGCACAGAGAUGGACUACUUUACAUACAGAGUUCAUCUGGUAUGAUGCCCAUCUGACACCACAGCCUCCGCAUGGGUAUGGCAGAGCUAAGAUGCACAUUUUCUCAAACUGGGGUGUAGUGACUUACGGAGCGGGUUUACCUGUUGCUCAGAGCAACACAUUUGUCUCCUUUAAAUCCGGUAAGAUGGGUGGACGGGCAGUGUUCGACAUUGUCCAUGCAAAACCCUACUCAUGGGUAGAUGGUUGGAACAGUUUCAACCCUGGCCACGAGCACCCAGACCAGAACUCAUUCACUUUUGCCCCUAACGGACAAGUGUUUGUAUCUGAGGCACUGUAUGGCCCAAAAUAUAGCUACUUGAACAAUGUGCUUGUGUUCAGUCCCUCCCCAACAAGUCAGUGCAACGCCCCCUGGGAGGGCCAGCUAGGGGAAUGUGGCAAGUGGCUGCGCUAUACUGAUGAAGGCGUGGGUGACUCUGCAGGAGAGCUUAUAGCAGCAUCUUCACACAGAGACACCAUGUUUGUGAGUGGUGAAGCCGCUGCCACUUAUUCCCCAGCCAUGAGACUAAAGAGUGUAUACAGAGCACUAGUGCUCCUCAAUUCACAGACUCUCCUGGUGGUCGAUCAUGUAGAAAAAUGGGCCGACUCGCCAGUGAAUACCCUCAGUGCAUUUUUCCACAACUUGGACAUUGACUUUAAGUAUGUGGCUUACAGGUAUAUGGACAGGUAUAAUGGGGCUUUGAUGGAUGUUUGGGAUGCGCAUUAUAAAAUGUUCUGGUUUGAUAGCCAGGGAUAUAGCCCAAACACACGAAUACAGGAGGCAGAGCAGGCAGCGGAGUUUAAAAAGAGAUGGACGCAGUUUGUCAAUGUCACUUUCCCUGUGACGGGUGCAGUAGGCAGGAUGGUCUAUGUGAUGCAUGGGCCUUACGUUCAAAUCUCUAACUGUCGUUUCAUUGAUAGUGGUAAAAACGGCUUCAGACUGUCUCUUAUCAUCAACAGCACUGAAAAAAUUGUUUCGAUAGCAACCAACUACAAAGACAUAAGAGCACGUUCAAGUUAUCUGGGCUUUGGGGGUUAUGCCAAAGUCGAGGACCAAUAUCAGAUUAUCCGCUUUGGCUUGGGAGCUCAGCUCAUUCCCAAGCAGGCGACAGUAGAUAGCCAGCUUUUUGAUUUCGGAUUCACAGUGAACAUGGUAGCAGGAGUGAUAUUGUGCGUGGCGAUUGCCUUCCUCACCCUGCAACGCAAGUUUUAUGUCUGCUUCACCAGACUAAUGCGCUACGCCCUCUUCUCUGUACUAAUGCUGUGGAUCAUUGAGCUCCUGUUACUCUCACACAGCUGUGAUCAGCUGUUGUGUGGCGUGAAGUGGAAGAGUGCCACCACUGACCCUGACCUGGGCAAUCAGAUGAGGCUGUAUGACCAGUACCGCUUCCCGUUGCCCACUGUGGUCAUCACAACCCUGCCAGGCUCCGGCUCGGACAUCCUUAAGCACCUUUUCUACAACAAUUCAGACUUCGUAUACCUACGGGUCCCAACAGAACACCUGGACAUACCCGAAACGGAGUUCGAGUUUGACUCCUUGGUGGACGCUUGUGAGUGGACAAGAUCAGAUGCUCAGCAAGGCCGCUUUAAGAUGAUCCAGGGCUGGCUGCAUUCACUGGUGCACAACACUCACCUGCACCUUCAGAACAUCCCACUGUAUGAGUCAACCAGAGUAAAGCAGGUCCAGAGAGCCAGUCCUCCCCACGAGAAGCGAAAAAAGGUGAGAAGGCUGAUGAAUGAGGUGAGAGGGAGGGUGAAAGCCAGCUCAGACGGAGAUGCUGAGUAUGUGCUGGAGAUGAGGAGGCACACAGCCGAGUAUCCCAAUGCUCGUCUUGUCCUCAAUCUCCGCAGCGGUAGCUGGGCUCUCAAACUUCCUUUCCUUCAGGAGGUCAUUGGCCCUUCCCUUAGGGCCGUCUAUGUGGUCAGGGACCCUCGUGCAUGGAUCUAUCUCAUGCUGUAUAACAGCAAACCCAGCCUCUAUUCCCUCAAGAACAUCCCUCAGCACUUGGCACUCCUGUUCAAAGGAGACAUCACCCGGGAGAGGUGCCCGGCUUUUGCUUCUGAGUUCACGAUGCUGUGGCGACUGCUGUCCCGAUCUGAGGCCAACCCUGUACUGCUGUUGGCCCAUUUAUGGUUGGCACACACUGCUGCAGUGCUCCGGAUUACAGCCACUCUACCCGAGGAAGGCUACCUGCAGGUGAGAUUUGAGGAUGUGGUGAACUUCCCGGAGGAGACAGCCGAGAGGAUACACUCCUUCCUGGGGGUCCCACUGACACCCUCAGCCCUGAACCAACUCAUGUUCACCACCUCAACAAACCUGUACAAUCUUAUGUAUGAAGGGGACAUAUCACCAGCUAACAUCAACAUGUGGAGACAAGACAUGCCGAGGAAAGAUAUCAGACUCAUUGAGGACACGUGUGGGUUUGUGAUGAAGAAACUUGGUUACUCCAGGUUCAGUAAUUGAAUUAUUUGCUGCAGGUCAGCUGCUGUUUUGAGAUUUCUUGUACUGUGGCCAUUAUUAUUAUUAUUAUUAUUAUUAUUAUUAUUAUUAUUAUUAUUUUGUGCUGUACUUUGUAUUUUUGCACUGAUGAUUAACAAAAGAGAUUUAGGAAACAUAGUAGAAUAUAAUGGUUCAAAAUGUUUUAUCCUGUAGUCUGUGAUGCAUUAUGAUCAAAUCUGGUACCUUGUACUGCCUAGUUGGUGACAUUUUAUAUUAAAAUGCAUCAAGGAAAUGCUCAGAAAUUCCUUUUCCUUUAUGCCUUGAUUUCCUUAUGAGAAAGCCACUUAAAGCACUCAUAUUUGAGUGACUUAUUUGAGUGUACUGUUCACAGUCUGAUGAGCAGUUUCGUACUUAGUAACCCCCAAAAAUGUAUUCUGCAAUGUCAAAGGUCAUUAUUUUUUUAAAAGCUGUAAAUGUUUAUAGUGCUUUUGUUUUAUCAGAUAUUAUACCUACAUUAUGAAAAAAGAAAAAGUCAUUUUCUUUUUUAAUCACUCAUUUUUGUUUUUGAAAUUCUUUAGCCUACUAUUAUAUAGACUAUUAUAAGAACUCCACCCAUACUCUUUUUAGAAACCAAAAGGCUUCUUGGAUUAGUAAUUGACCGAAUAGUAAGAUCUGCAUAAGUUAUGAGUGUUCGCUGUGGUCUCAAGAAUAGAACACUUUCCAGCUCAAAGCUUUCAACCAUCAUAUGUGAGCCCCAGAGUUUGAAACAAUGACAUUUUAUAUUGUGGCUUAGAAAAAAGUAUAUAUUGCAUCCUGCUCAAAAAGGACUAUUGCACUCAGAGUAAAACAAAUAAAUAAAUAAAUUAUUGAAACCUCUAACAGUAGCUUCAACAUAUUUUUGAUGAGGAUCAUGUUGAGAUCAGACAUUGUGUCUCUCAGACUAUUAGUGAUUCCAAAGAAUGUCUAGAACUAGUCACACUAAUUCUGAAAAAAAAAAACAAGACCUCAAUGUGGCUUUAUAGUAGUCUAAUCUACUACUUGGCCCCAGGAGAAAUGCAAAUGAUAUAGUAGAGUUUUUAUUUCCUGCCUAACCUCAUCAGAUAUCCAAUGGACUUUCAGACCAUUGUCCCAAAUUGGAAAUGCAAAGGGGACAGGCAUUUGCACUGGAUACACAUAGCCUGUAGAUGGGGAAAAUGAAUUGUGUAAUGUCUUAUUUUAGGCAAGUCUGAUAUAUAAUCUUUGUAAUAACUGCACAUGAAAAACUUAGUACAAAGAAACAGUAACAAAGUAUAGUUUCUUGAACUCUGAAUAACCCAUUUAGGCUUGUAUAACAUAAUGCAUUGAACCUGACCUGUGGCAUUUAUGAAGAAACACUGUUAACAGUAUGUGAAAUUUAAGUUGACAAAAGAUUAAAUGAGAUUUUUUCAAUCCACUUCUUGGGUUACUCAAGCCUGUCCAAAUGAUUGCUUCAUUCCAAAUCUUACCUUGCUAUGUAAGUAAGGUGAGCAAGAUCUAUGGAGUCCCUGAUUUGUUACAAGCCAUAACUGAGCAAAAAUCUGCAGUGGCUGAGAAUCCCCAUGGAUUGGAUUGAUAACCUCUGAUUUAAAUGAAAUUAUACUGUAGUUCACUGAGUUUUCUCUUGUCUCUUUACAGCUGUGUACAAGCGGAUAUGUUGCUUGUCUGCUUGGUUGUUUUAAUGUUGUGGUCUGUGUGUACAUUUGCAAAUCAAGCUCUCCCUCUCAUAUGUUAAACCGCUUCCUUUUGUACUUCUCUCUGUUUGUAUGUGUCUCCAAGGUUCUGUGGCCUUGAAUCUCAAAGGUUUUCUUAAACAUGGCUUUCACAUGACUUUGCUUUAUUCACAGAUGGCUGAUGUCUCUAUGGCAAAUAAAGAUAAUUUAUGACCAAA